Messenger RNA from Drosophila eugracilis, 3410 nucleotides. Its product is annotated as titin. The record is from RefSeq and is a predicted model, not a curated record. Gene Ontology annotation, biological process: negative regulation of protein sumoylation. Gene Ontology annotation, molecular function: calcium ion binding. NCBI's taxonomy places the organism in Eukaryota, Metazoa, Arthropoda, Insecta, Diptera, Drosophilidae. The transcript has 2 exons. Bases 78 to 3212 code for a protein of 1044 amino acids.
CGGACAAAUUGCGACGAUUAAUCAUUCGACCCAUAGAUUCCAUCGUCAAAGCAAUUAGCUUGGAGAUCUAUAGCAAAAUGAAACUUUUCUUAGCGUGCAUCUUUAUUGCCGCCGCGACGGCUGCAGUGAUUCCUGUCGAACAAGCCAGGCACCGUCGUGACGUCUCCGAGAUCGUGAACGAGUACAUCCCGCCAGCAGAGGAAGUUGGUGACCUUUUGGCCCAAGACCCUGCAUCGCUGGGAGAAGAUGGAUACCGCUACAAGACCGUGCGCCGCCUGAAGCUCCGCCAUCGUCGUGACGUCUCCGAAGUGGCAAACGAUUAUCUGCCUCCAGCUGAGGAGGUCGUGGCUGAUGCCCCCGUGGAAGAGGCUCCAGUUGAGGAGGCCUCUCAAGAUUCUGCUGUCCUUUCUGCUGAUGGAUACAAGUACAAGACCGUCCGCCGCCUGAAGUACCGCCAACGUCGUGAUGUUUCCGAGAUUGCCAACGAAUACCUGCCUCCCACUGGGGAAGCUGCCACCGAGGCCCCUAUUGAGGAAGCUCCAGUUGAGGAAGCCAGCCAGGACUCCGCCGUUCUUGCUGCCGAUGGUUACCAGUACAAGACUGUCCGCCGCCUGAAGUACCGUCAGCGUCGUGAUGUUUCCGAGAUCGCCAACGAAUACUUGCCCCCUUCUGAGGAGGUUGUGGCCGAUGCCCCAGUUGAGGAGGUUCCAGUUGAGGAAGCUAGCCAGGACUCCGCUGUCCUUUCCGCCGAUGGAUACAAGUACAAGACCGUCCGCCGCCUGAAGUACCGUCAGCGUCGUGAUGUUUCCGAGAUCGCCAACGAAUACCUGCCACCCACUGAGGAAGCUGCCACUGAAGCCCCUAUCGAGGAAGCUCCACUAGAGGAAGCCAGCCAGGAUUCCGCCGUUCUUGCUGCAGAUGGUUACCAGUACAAGACUGUCCGCCGCCUGAAGUACCGCCAACGUCGUGAUGUUUCCGAGAUCGCCAACGAAUAUCUGCCACCCACUGAGGAAGCUGCCACAGAAUCCCCUAUCGAAGAAGCUCCAGUUGAGGAAGCCAGCCAGGACUCCGCCGUUCUUGCUGCCGAUGGUUACCAGUACAAGACUGUCCGCCGCCUGAAGUACCGUCAGCGUCGUGAUGUUUCCGAGAUCGCCAACGAAUACCUGCCACCCACUGAGGAAGUUGUUGCCGAUGCCCCAGUUGAGGAGGUUCCAGUUGAGGAAGCUAGCCAAGAUUCCGCUGUCCUGUCUGCUGAUGGAUACAAGUACAAGACCGUCCGCCGCCUGAAGUACCGUCAGCGUCGUGAUGUUUCCGAGAUCGCCAACGAAUACCUGCCACCCACUGAGGAAGCUGCCACUGAAGCCCCUAUCGAGGAAGCUCCAGUAGAGGAAGCCAGCCAGGAUUCCGCCGUUCUUGCUGCAGAUGGUUACCAGUACAAGACUGUCCGCCGCCUGAAGUACCGUCAGCGUCGUGAUGUUUCCGAGAUCGCCAACGAAUACCUGCCACCCACUGAGGAAGUUGUUGCCGAUACCCCAGUUGAGGAGGUUCCAGUUGAGGAAGCUAGCCAAGAUUCCGCUGUCCUGUCUGCUGAUGGAUACAAGUACAAGACCGUCCGCCGCCUGAAGUACCGUCAGCGUCGUGAUGUUUCCGAGAUCGCCAACGAAUACCUGCCACCCACUGAGGAAGCUGCCACUGAAGCCCCUAUCGAGGAAGCUCCAGUAGAGGAAGCCAGCCAGGAUUCCGCCGUUCUUGCUGCCGAUGGUUACCAGUACAAGACUGUCCGCCGCCUGAAGUACCGUCAGCGUCGUGAUGUUUCCGAGAUCGCCAACGAAUACCUGCCACCCACUGAGGAAGUUGUUGCCGAUGCCCCAGUUGAGGAGGUUCCAGUUGAGGAGGCUAGCCAAGAUUCCGCUGUCCUGUCUGCUGAUGGAUACAAGUACAAGACCGUCCGCCGCCUGAAGUACCGUCAGCGUCGUGAUGUUUCCGAGAUCGCCAACGAAUACCUGCCACCCACUGAGGAAGUUGUUGCCGAUGCCCCAGUUGAGGAGGUUCCAGUUGAGGAAGCUAGCCAGGAUUCCGCUGUCCUGUCCGCCGAUGGAUACAAGUACAAGACUGUCCGCCGCCUGAAGUACCGUCAGCGUCGUGAUGUUUCUGAGAUCGCCAACGAGUACCUGCCACCCACUGAGGAAGUUGUUGCCGAUGCCCCAGUUGAGGAGGUUCCAGUUGAGGAGGCUAGCCAAGAUUCCGCUGUCCUGUCUGCUGAUGGAUACAAGUACAAGACCGUCCGCCGCCUGAAGUACCGUCAUCGUCGUGAUGUUUCCGAGAUCGCCAACGAAUACCUGCCACCCACUGAGGAAGUUGUUGCCGAUGCCCCAGUUGAGGAGGUUCCAGUUGAGGAGGCUAGCCAAGAUUCCGCUGUCCUGUCUGCUGAUGGAUACAAGUACAAGACCGUCCGCCGCCUGAAGUACCGUCAGCGUCGUGAUGUUUCCGAGAUCGCCAACGAAUACCUGCCACCCACUGAGGAAGCUGCCACUGAAGCCCCUAUCGAGGAAGCUCCAGUUGAAGAAGCCAGCCAGGACUCCGGCGUUCUUGCUGCCGAUGGUUACCAGUACAAGACUGUCCGCCGCCUGAAGUACCGUCAGCGUCGUGAUGUUUCCGAGAUCGCCAACGAAUACCUGCCACCCACUCAGGAUCCUGCCACCGAAGGCCCCAUUCAGGAAGCUCAAGUAGAGGAAGCUAGCCAGGAUUCCGCAGUUCUGGCCGCCGAUGGUUACCAGUACAAGACCGGCCGUUGUCUUCAGUACAGCCAUGAACCCGCUGUCCCUACCGCCGAUGGCGAGUACAAAACUAUCCGCUGCCUGAAGUACCGUCAGCGUCGGGAUGUUUCCGAGAUCGCCAACGAAUACUUGCCCCCUUCGGAGGAGGUUGUGACCGAGGCUCCUUUGGAGGAGGCUCCAGUUGAGGAAGCUUCUCAGGAUUCCGCUGUUCUUGCUGCCGAUGGUUACCAAUACAAGACUGUGCGUCGUCUUAAGUACCGUCAGCGUCGCGAUGUCUCCGAGAUCGCCAGCGACUACCUGCCCCCUGCCGAGGAGAAGGUUGUGGCUGAUGCGCCCGUCGAGGAAGUGUCCCAGGACUCCGCCGUUCUCGGCGACGAGGGCUACAAGUACAAGACUGUGCGCCGUCUGAAGCUGCGUCAUCGCCGUGCCCUGUAAGUCCUUUCGACUGCGAUUACACCUGUACCUGAACUUCUCGUUCGCGACUUGAACUACUCACCCCCCACCAACCACUACUAGGCCCUAAGUUUUUCUAUUAUUUAACUAUUGAAAUCAACGAAUAAAUCCAACGAAAAUUGUUAUACCAUAACCAGCUAGUAUUUGUGUAUAUCCUGGCUUGGUGGGCCCACUCCAAUG